CCUGUGUUCAGUGACAGAUGAAAAGCAGAUGUUUGUGACGAGCGUAUCGAGUGUCUGACUAACUGUGGAGGUGAAACUUUGCGUACUGUAAGAAUGGAUUUGCUUCCACGCAGUCAUAAAGAGUUUGGCUCAGUAGAAUACUGGGACAAAUUCUUCAAGAAAAGGGGAAGUAAGGCUUUUGAGUGGUAUGGGGAGUAUCCUGAACUGUGUGACGUCCUGCACAAGUACAUCAAACCCUCAGACAAGAUUCUCAUGGUCGGCUGCGGCAAUUCUCAGCUUAGCGGGGACAUGUAUGACGUAGGACACCGCGACAUCACCAACAUUGAUAUCAGUGAUAUCGUCAUCAAACAGAUGACGGACAAAAACAGAGAAAAACGUCCUGAUAUGAAGUGGGUGAAAAUGGAUAUGUCUCAGAUGUCUUUUGCUGAUGGACAGUUUAGUGCGGUGUUAGAUAAAGGGACACUGGAUGCUGUGAUGACAGACGACAGUGAGGAAGUCUCGUCGAAAGUUGAUCAGAUGUUUAAAGAAAUCGGGAGGGUUUUACGACAAGGGGGACGAUAUGUCUGCGUGUCACUUCUACAAGAUCAUAUUCUUAGAAAAGUACUCAAAUAUUUUCCAGAAAUAGGCUGGCCAGUGAGAAUACAUCAGAUUUCUGAACAGACUAAUCCUGCUGAAGAAAAAGAAUUCCACAUGCCAGUGUUUUUAUUAGUGUUCACAAAGUUUAGGAAAAUACCAUCCAGUAGACAAAUAUUAGAAGUAUCAAAUGAUGAUGAUAAAAUCCAGAGGUUUGACGAUGUGGAGAAGCUAUCAGCCUGGGUCAAGGAAUCUCAAUAUUAUGCUGUCAUUAAACAUCAACUGUCACAAAAAUCCAUAUCAGAUGAGCAGAUUACAUUAGAACUGUUUGGGCUGAAUUCUGACUCUCCCCGGUACACGCUCUAUGUGGUUGACAGCCCAACCAAAUGUUCCAAUAAAUUUGCAAUAUUUAUUGUUCCAGAGGGAAGGGAAACGGAAUGGCUGUUCUCCAGUACUACGGGAAGGAGUCAGUUGUGUCGCAGUGCAGGGUUUGAAAGACUAGUCAUUGUCACGCUCCACAGAAUGCAGAAAUAUGAAAGUCUAGAGAAGAUUAAAGCUGAGUUAUCGACAAAAGUCAUGGAGCUGUCACCCCCGUCAUUACCCAGGGGGAUACAGGUUCCAUUCUUGUCUAUGGGAGAAGACAUAGGUCUGCGGACAAUUCAGCAUCAAGGUCAAAGUCCACACAGCGGCGAGUUCGUCGUGGAGGAUGUGGAAGGAGACGCAGGAAGUCUCUUCAGACGCCUCAUAUUCCUUAGCAACCAAAAUGCCAUCCAAUCAGAAGUUAGGCUUUUGAAAGAUACAGUGAAGAAAAAAGGUGGCAAGAAGACAAAUCUAGUGAGCAUUGACAGUAGCUACCUAGCCUGUCAGAAUCACACAGCCAUGGUGGCUGGCUUGGCAUUGGUGGAGGAGAUACAAAAUUUCUUAGAAGUGGGCUUCUCAGCUUUAGUGUUGGGUCUGGGUGGUGGUGGGCUCCCGAAGUUUAUACACGACCACUUCACUAAGGUAUCUCUGACAGCUGUAGAAAUUGACCCGGUUAUGCUUACGGUGGCAACCGACUGGUUUGGAUUCCAAGAAAGCGAUCGCCUCAAGGUUGCCAUCGGUGAUGCAGAAGAUGUGAUCAAGCAGAUGGCAGAUGGAGGAGAGCAACAUCUGGUGGUGAUGCUGGAUAUUGACAGCAAGGACAAGACAAUGGGAAUGAGUAGUCCCCCUUUGGUGUUUGUUCAGCCAGAGUUUCUGAAGACAAUAAAGCAGCUGCUUCAUCCUGAAGGUGUUUUUGUGCUGAAUCUGGCUUGCAGAGACGAGUCCUUAAAGACUCAGGUGAUAAGUGACAUCCAGGCUGUGUUUCCCAAGCUGUACUGUGUUAGCGUCUCAGGUGAGGUUAACGACAUUCUCUACUGCCUUCCCUGUGAACGCCCAGACCUGCCAGACCUCGCUGAUGAGACUUUACCAACGGAACUGUCCAACGAUCUUAGGACUCUCAAUAAACUCAUCAACAAAGCAGCAAUUAAUGAUGAACUGCCAGAUCUUUUGGAAGCCAUGGAAGGCUUGAAAGCUCUCUAAUGACAACCGUCCAGGCUACUUGUCAUUCAGAUCAGAUUGUCUGUAAACCAUUACACUGUAAGAGUGAUCUAAGGUAUUGGCAGGCAGUUGUUUUUGUUUUUUGAGCAGGCGUGGGAUUGUGACACCCCUUCCAGGAGACUACCUUCCUUCCUUGCACACCCAGGGUCUUCAAUAAGUGCAAGUAGCAGGCUGCAAAUAGCUGCCUACUGCUGUCCCUGUAGCUGCCUACUUUGGUAUUCUCACCAUUUAAGCCUAUAGUAACUGUAACGUAAUUGCUUUCAAUUCAGCUGCCUACUUUUGAGCUCUGACUACCUACUCUGAAUCUAAAUAUAAACCCUCCCCAGAGUCUAGAUUACAUUCACGUAAACAGUGAGUGCAUCGACUGUCGAUCUAGUGGAUCGAGUCAGUGCAAGUCUUUUACCACUACGAGUACUACCACUGAUGGCAGACUUUUUGUCCCUACCCAAAACAUUUGCGCCUACUGGAGAAUGGAAAUGACUGUCUGAUACAGGCUGAGACUAACUGUGAGCAUUGUCUUCACACUAAACAAGUAUAUAUGUCGCAUUAUGUUUACAAAAAAGCUUGUUGUGGCUUGCUAGCCAAAACUCGCUUCGUGUGAGACCCACUUUAGAUGUUGUCUGAGGAGUGUGGGCAUGUGAUAGCAUACCUAUAAACAAGGCAAUGCUGAAUUACCUCCCUUGAGGUCACUCUCCCAUUCAAAAGAUACAUUUUUAUGAGUGUGCUGUGGCAAGGUGGGACCUCAGUUAAAAUGGUAUAAGGUAGUUCAAGACCAAACUUUGAGACAGAUUCAACGUGUAAGCUUAUUUGGAUAGCCCAGAAUAAACAUCAUGUAUUAUUUUAAUCCAUUCAGAGAUAGUUUUAAAAUCCCGACCCAAACUAAAUAUAAUGGACAGCGUUGUUGAACUCUUAGGCAGAAAAACAUCAACUUUGGUUAAAGGACAAAAACAUAUUUCAUUCGAAAGCAGGAUACUCAAGCUUUCUAAAAAGUACCAUACUUCAUUAUUUUCAUGAGAUUUCUCUGGAUAACAAGAAGAACAAUACUACAGUAUGGCACAAAUGGCUGAUGUGAGUUGAGGUAGGCAUCUUGAGAAUUUUAUCCAAUCAAACACCUUGCUAUCAGAUUAGGUGGCUGAAGCUGUGAAGGUGCCUUUACCCAUUCACUCCAGAUAGAUAACUGUUCUCUUUGUAUUGCACGAGUGAUGUAUAACAAGCCACAAAACUUUAGGGUAAAGGCAAGAAUGAACAGUGGACUUUUCCUACGGAAGGCCAGCUUCCCUCUUUCCAAAUAACCUCCAACCACCUUUUUUUUUCUUUUUUUUUCUCCCUUUUGACUGACCUUGAACAGAAAGGGUGUAACUGAUUUCAUUGCCUUACAUGAAGCUUACAAAUGUUCAGGUCAUGGAUGGGCACUGUAAAGGCUGGGUGUCUGUUGUAUACUAGAUCAAUUACAAGUGUGGAGGUUUGCAUUCCUGUCUGAUCUAAUUGGAUUGGCCAUUCUCUGUAUACUAAAUCGUCAUUGUCAGCUUCAAGUGCUUCAGCCCUUUUCAUGCCACUGUUGUUGUGAACUUCUGAUCAUCCAAAGAACAGUCAUUGCACGUUUACGAAAAAAUAUUUUAGUUAUUUUACCUUUGGCUACUUUUUAACCUUGAGAUUAACAUGUUGUUAAGGUUUGGUUUGUAUUUUAGAAAUAAAAUCUUGAGGAUUUUGUUUUAAUGUCAUUUAUGCAGAUUUCUUGUACUUUUAGUACAUAUAAAGUCCUUUAAUUUGAAAAUCACAGUAUUUUCAUUUUGUACAAGUAGUAAGUGAAGGACAGGUAGUAAGUGAAAGUGAAGGACAAGUAGUCAGUGAAAGACAAGUAGUAAGUGUAGUAACUAAAGGCCAAGUAGUAAGUGAAGGACAAGUAGUAAGUGAAGGACAAGUAGUAAGUGUAGUAAAGGAAAGACAAGUAGUAAGUGAACAACAAGUGUUAAGUGAAGGACAAGCACAUGUAGUAAGUGAACGAUAUUAUAUGAAUACUAUGAAUGUUGCACUUCAUUCAAGCUUCACAAUCUCAGGCCUUGUACAUGAAGUUGCUACCUGUACUGAUAUGUUGUGUAAUAGAUCUGAAGUAUCACCUCCUCAGCCAUUCUGUUGAACUGUCUUGGAAUACAGAGACCAAAACUCUGCACCAAUCAGAAUCAUCACUUCACUGUCCAAAAAAAUGGAAGCAAGAAUUUGAUUGGACAACCAUCAUGUACGCUGGCAAUGGGUUAUAUUUUAAAUCUGUAGUAAUCAACGACAAGAAGUCAGUUUUAGUCAGUAGCGAUGUCAAGAUCUGACCUCAAUUUCAGAUAGCAAUUUUAUAUUAGUAAAUGAAAGCUGUAGCCAAAAAUGAACAAUGGCUGGACAUUUAUGACAUACUGUACUUCAGUACUGUUAAGAUGUUUAUGUUAAAUGAGUAUAAAGUAUGCAAAUAAGAGAAGAGUGUAAAAUGUCCAAAUUCUCCUGCUUCCUAUACAGUGGUCUGGUUGUGUAUUGGACACAAGGGUUGCAGUAAUAUCUUAUCAGUGAUCAUGCAGUCUGACAUGAAGUUCACAGAACACUUGCCUUGAUUCCCCCAAUAUGACUGGUGUGACAGAUAGAAAAAUUUGCCAUUGAACACAUACAUGAAACUCUGUGGCUUACAGAAGACAUUUGCGUUCCCUCCACUGUCAAUUUUACUCGCUGCCUUCAUAUAAGUGAAGAAUUCUUGACUAUGGCAUUAAACAACAAUCAAAAGAAGAAAUCAGUCAAAAUUUGAUUGGUUGGUUGAUUGAUUGAUUUAAUUUUAUGCCAUACUCAAGAACAUUUCACUUAUAUGAUUACCAACAUUAUGGUGAGAGGAUUGAUUGAUUGGUGUUUAACUCAAGAAUACAUGGAUUUCGUUUUAACAUAUGACGGUGGAUUUCAUGAGUGGAGGUAUGUGGAUGGUCAGGUCAGUAAACCACUGGGGUCCACUGACAUAUUUUCCCAUGUUUGAUGCACCCUCACAUUUACACCCGUAGAGUGAUUAAACUUAAUACAAAUUAAUUUGUAUGCCAUCUCGGUCAAAGGCAGGUUUCUCCAAAGAACUUCUUGUAAGGCAACAUGAAAAGUUUGCUGUCAGCCAUUUAUUAUCGCCUGAAGGCCCCCAGAUCAAUGGAGGUAUGGGAGACUUGGAUUCCCUCUUCAUAAUCCUCGUGAUUAUAAUUUAACGAGACAAUUUUAGACUAAAAAAAAAGUCUUCUGACCUUGGAGCAUCUCUCUAAAUGUACCCCAGUGUACAUGGUAUAAACCAUCAAAUAUACCUGUGAAUGUGAAAUUUUUUUUCAGUGCCUCUUAUUUAUAGAAUGUGAUUUUAUGUAAGGUUGUUCAUGUAUAGAUAUGAUUAUAAUUUUAACCACAUGUAUUGCCUGUGUAUUAUAACCACUUAGUAACAACACAUACCGGUAUAUCCUUCUUAGCGUCUGAUGUUUUGAAGUCGACUGAGUUGGCUCUUGAAAUACAUUUAUAGCCUUAGAAAAGGUGGGGUUUUUUUUUUGGGUUUUUUUUGAUAUGGCAUAAGGUUAAUUGUAUGCAUGUUAAACACAUCUAUUUGCAUAUUUUCAAAUAUGAUGGUUUGUAUGGUUUUUUAACUGAAUUCUUGUCUAUCUCAUUUCAGUCACAUUUGUUUUGCUUAUGAGAUGUGUUAAGAAUGGGUUGUAACAGUAUUUCUACACACACAUGAAAUCUUGUAUAAAUACAGCAGCUGCUUUUGUUUCCAAAUCCUUAAGGAACUUUCAGGUAAUCAUAAAUCAAAAACAAAAAAUUGACAGACUAUAGAUAUAAGCCUGCAGUAGAACACUUAGUAAAAUGUGGUUUUAAAGGCCAGUCUAUAUAUACCACUGAAGCAAUUGUGUCAUUUAUGGAUCGGAAAUACUGCACAAUUUACUCAUGGUAUCAGUUUAAAUAAAGUGUUGCUCAAUAAACAUGGGUUAAGUCCCUUGACAGGCUCAUUAUAGCCAGCUGCCAUGAAGUACAUCAGUUACACGUAGGUUGAUUUUUGCAGGUGCCCUCAUGUGUUAUAUGUGUAAUGUUUAGUAUAGUUGCUCGGGCUUGAUGCAGUUAUUUUGGGCAUAACUUUGUAAAUUUUUGACAGUCUUUACGAUUAAUUAAAUUUGCUUUGUUUAAUUAAAGUGUUAGAUGCUGUACACAAGCAAAGACUUCAAAUUUUUUUUAAAAUUAGCUUGCAUUAAUGGUGCUGUUUUUGUGGAAAAAAAUUAACGUUUUGGCUUCCUUCUAAACAUCAUUUGCUUUUUUAACUCAUGAUUUAACAUUCCAUAACAUUUUUCUUUACAAUCUUACAACAAAAUUUAUUUAUUUUAGCAUUUUAUUGAUCAAAUCGAAAAUCAUAAAAUUGCAUAUUAUAUAAGCUUGUUUUCUUACUUAAAAUUCUUUUGGUAAAAUAUGUGAUGUCAGAGAGGAAAUCAAUGCCAAAGUUUUGUGUGAAGUGAGGUGGAAGUGUACCUGUAAAAUGUGACAUCAGACAAAUGUUCUUGUAAUGGUGUCACAUCAGACAUAAAUGUUCUUGUAAUGGUGUCACCUCAGACAUAAAUGUUCUUGUAAUGGUGUCACAUCAGACAUAAAUGUUUUUGUAAUGGUGUCACAUCAGACAUAAAUGUUCUCGUAAUGGUGUCACAUCAGACCUAAAUGUUCUUGUAACAGUGUGAAAUCAGACAAAUGCCCUUGUAACAGUGUGACAUCAGACAUGAAUGUUCUUGUAACGGCGUGACACCAGAUGGAAUGUUGCAGUCAUUAUGUGACAUCUGCAAAGGAAAAUGGUCUCGGUCAUUAAAACAUUCUCAAGUCUUCUGAUACAUCAUACAUACAACUAUGUAUUGAUUGUCUAAUAUUUCUCUUAUGUAGUCUUGAAUAUGCAAAUUGAACCUGUUCCCAAGCACUUUGUUACCAUGGUAACUUCUGGUCAUUGGUGGAUAGAGAUAAACUUGGAAUAGAGCUGAAGUAUUAUUAUCAACUUUGUAUCCACCUCAUACAGUGAAAUAUUUAAUUCUGAAAUAUGGGUGACAUGACAGUCGUUGAUUCCUGGUCGCCGAAAGUCAUUUUGGUUUCAAGAUUUUGAAGAAUCAACCGGCUGAUUAACUUGGUUAAUAACACAUGUAUGUCCAACACCUCUGUCAGACUAAUGUUCUUCAAUUCUUAGUACCAAGAAAGUAAAUGUGUGUACAGAAGUCUGCUAAAGGCAAUUAUAACGGAAUGUUUUGUUCUUGCAUUCUGAUUUAGUUUGUUGGUUGUUAUGUCCAGGGUAACAUGUAGCCUCCCCAUAGUGUAGGAUCACGAAUGUUUCAACUACUCAUUCAUGUUAAGUGAAUAACACUGGGUGUUGCAUCGCAUUGCGCUACUUGCCUUUAAUAUCUCUUUGUAUAUAUACAUGUAUAUUAAGCACUGUGAUAAUUCAAGCUGGGGUGUGUGUGGCUGUUAGGCAGACUCAGUAUAGGUAUACAUAGACUAGUAAGCAAUGGUAUAUUUGUGAAUUAACGUGUGAUUAAAAAGCUUUUCUUAUGAUGUAAGCAGGUGAAAUUUCGUCAAGCUAUGGCGUUAAACAGUAAUGAAAUAAAGGGUUAAGCAUGCAUAAAAUAAACGAGGCUGAAAGUUCUGACUGUCGAGACUCUACAUGUGUGUAGCCUUUCGUGAAGCGAGUGCAUUGUACUUUAAUGUGGCAUGAUGAGGCAGUGUAGCUAGGGCAUAGUAACUAGAUUAGGGCUACACUUCUUUGGGCCAAAGAAUUAGACCGGAACUGUGACGAGGAAGAUUUAUCUUGUUGGCAUGGUUAACUAUUGUCCAAACGUUACCAAUCGGCCAUUAAAUCUUUUAGCCCUGGUAGCCGCCUCUACCAUUGUUCUGGGACGUUUCCCACAACUGGCUGAGUGGUAUAAAUUGCCCACACUCAACACCACUAAUUAACGUUUUGCUAGCUUAAAUCAUGUUAGAGAGCCAGUGAACUGGCUGCGACUCUGAGGGGAAAAUAAAACUAGCAUAAGCGUACAUUAUGGCAAGCUAUUGUGUAACUGCUUUUUCUUUACACCCAUAGAGUAGUGAUUAGAAUGAUAAAAGAUAUCAUGCAUCCUUUAAUAGUUUGGUUUUAGGCAAUUUAAUCAGCUCGCUCAGUCCAUUGCCACUUCAUUGGUGAAAUAGCUGUGUUAAAAACAAUGUAACGUAAAGUAAUGAUGCGGCAAAUGUGGGUGUGAAGUGGUUGGCAUGUAAAAGUUGUAUUAGAAAAUGUUAACUUCACAGAAUAUUGAUUGUCAGGAACCUAGCUGCUUUGUGAGAAAAUAAUGUUAUGCAAUUGUAGAAACACACAUUGUUGUACAAGACUGUAUGGUAUGAGACUUUGCAUUGUGGGACCCUUUGGGAGGAACUCUGGCGAAGUGGUCCCAAGGUGAGACGUUCUAGUGCUGUGAUAGGAUUGACAUGUACUCGGAUAUUGCCACAUCACAGCAGAGAAUGAUGACACGACUUUUAUCCAGUUUGGGACUGAUUUGUGUUGGGCAUCAGCAUUCCCUGUGUACUGGAGAUUUUUGGCAAAACAUGGAUCAACGCAAAUCCAGUUGC
This is a messenger RNA of Liolophura sinensis, 8760 nucleotides long. Its product is annotated as eEF1A lysine and N-terminal methyltransferase-like. Lineage: Eukaryota; Metazoa; Mollusca; Polyplacophora; Chitonida; Chitonidae. The record is from RefSeq and is a predicted model, not a curated record. Gene Ontology annotation, molecular function: S-adenosylmethionine-dependent methyltransferase activity.